Messenger RNA from Spodoptera frugiperda (fall armyworm), 1492 nucleotides. RefSeq names its product pancreatic lipase-related protein 2-like. Lineage: Eukaryota; Metazoa; Arthropoda; Insecta; Lepidoptera; Noctuidae. The transcript has 7 exons. Gene Ontology annotation, molecular function: lipase activity. The record is from RefSeq and is a predicted model, not a curated record. Gene Ontology annotation, biological process: lipid metabolic process. The annotation marks the transcript as partial.
AAUAAAUUGCUUUCCGCAGUGUCCUGCAAAUACGACCGCUCGGAUUUGAAGCAGACCAAUAGGAUUCGGAUACAUCACACCAAGAGCAAUGACAACGUUUUGUUGGACCUAUGGACGAGGUCGGACCUGGAUGAGGCCUCCACCUACAACCCUGAGGAGAUGAACACCUACCAUCUAUUUACGAGACAAAACCCAACACUAAGUGAGCCGAUUUUAACGAACAAUGAGUUAUGGCUAGAGACCACCCACUACAACGCUAGCAAGCGGACAGUAGUCCUCAUUCACGGCUGGUUGGAUACCGUCACUUCAGACUUCGUCACCGUUCUGGUACAAGCAAUAUUGCAAGCAGAGGACGCCAAUGUAAUAGCAGUGGAUUGGAGUCCCGGUUCAGGCACUAUCAACUACCCCGUAGCUGUACUAAACACGCCUAUAUCUGCGCAUGCUGUCGCCAAGUUCCUGAAUUGGUUGAACAAUGUCAGUGGAUCUCGGUUGGAAGACUAUCAUAUUAUUGGCCAUGGACUCGGGGCCCAUCAGGCUGGUAUAGCUGGAAGGAUACUGGGCGGAUGGGUUGGGUAUAUUACUGCUUUAGACCCAGCAUUCCCAGGCUGGGUUACAAACGAAGACAGGUUCAAACCUACUGAUGGGAUGUAUACUGAAGCUAUACACACCAAUGCUGGAGUACUUGGCUACCUGAGCCCUGUGGCUGAUGCAGAUUUCUACCCGAAUGGGGGGAUUGAUAUGCCAGGGUGUUAUAGCCAGGAGUGUGAUCAUAAUAGAUCCUACCACUACCUAGCAGAGUCCAUUAUAAGCGGUGGGUUCAUCGGCAGUCGAUGUUACACGCACGGGUCGGCCAUGUCAGGGCACUGCUUCCUAGGAGGGAAGCUCAGGAUGGGAGGGAUCCACUCCAAACCUGGACAAACGGGUAUCUUCUUCCUACGGACAAAUGCAAGCCCGCCGUAUUCCCGCGACUAACACCGAAUCAAAUAGCAACCACUGACUAUAAAACUAUUAUUUGUUAUUAUUUAAGGCAAGCGUCCACAGGCCCGCAUCGUACGCAUCGCACGCAACGGAUUUUAGUUUUAUUGUAACUUUCGUGAGACAUUCUAAACUAAUUAUUAAUAUGUUAUCGGCUUACUCACGUAACUGUUUGACGAGGAACUCGACUAGUUUCAAGCCAUGCUAGAGGCUCAUAUUCAUAGGCAGAGGGCGCGAUGGGCGCGAAACUCGAGUCGCCAGUAGCAGCGCGACAAUCGUCGCGUCGUGUGUCGCGGAAUGCUGCUCAUGAAUAUGAGCCUCUAGCAUGGCUUGAAACUAGUCGAGUUCCUCGUCAAACAUUUACGUGAGUAAGCCGAUAACAUAAUAAUGGAUUUUAGUUUGUCUUGUAUAGAAACUUAUACAACUGCGUCCACUGAUCCGCAUCGUACGGACCGUAUCAUCGGCAAUGCUUACAUGCGAUGCGUACCGAUGACGUCAUACGGAAUGCUGAUGCCAA